This is a messenger RNA of Morus notabilis, 2301 nucleotides long. Its product is annotated as serine/arginine-rich splicing factor 4. Gene Ontology annotation, molecular function: zinc ion binding; RNA binding. The record is from RefSeq and is a predicted model, not a curated record. NCBI's taxonomy places the organism in Eukaryota, Viridiplantae, Streptophyta, Magnoliopsida, Rosales, Moraceae. The transcript has 3 exons. Bases 176 to 2080 code for a protein of 634 amino acids.
AAGCACACUUCUUCUUCUUUCUUCUUCUUUCUUCUUCUUCUUCUCCUCUCUCUUUGUAAGUCUAAUUGAUUGAUCGAGAAUUUGGGGACUGGAAUCGCAAACGACGACCCAAAAGAAACAUAGCCGCGAAGAAACAAAAGGCCAAAAGUAAAAACGACUGCUGAAUUCUAACUGGAUGUCUUUGUAUAUUGGUAAUCUAUCAGCACGCACUCGCAAAGAUGAACUUGAACGUGUUUUUCAAAGGUAUGGACAAUGCGAUGUACGGCUGAAAGAUGGAUAUGGUUUUGUGGUGUAUGAUUUCCCCCCAGAUGCUGAGAGUGCUUUGAGUGCACUACGAGGUAGGAACAUCCGUGGGCGGCAAUUGACCAUUUCAUGGUCAAAUAAGCAGCCUAGAACAUUCCAAAGACAUGCAAGAGAUGCCAGAUCCUAUGAAUCACACGGAAGGGACUCUUCUAGUAGAAAAAACUCAAAUGAUUGGCGGGAGCGGGAUUUCAGAUCAGGUUUUGAGCAACCAAAUAAUGAUGGUGGAAGGCUUAAUUCUGAGGAUAUGCUCGAUGAAGGCAGAGACUACCAUCAAGAAAAUAUGAUCGAUAAUGAUUACAUUGGAGAAGAAUAUCGUGAUUUAAGGCGAGAUUUACCAAGAGAUGAUGGUGAUGUUGGAACCAAGUUAGUGGACAAUGGUAGAUGGGGUGAGCAAGUUGAUGAUCUAUUUGCAGAUAAAGAUGGCAUGGCAUUUGACCAUUAUGAACCUGACAAGGGUUAUGACAGGAAAGAUAGAGAUGAAAAUCGUUGGAGAGAAAGUUCUGGUGGUUCUGCACUUGGAAGUUCUCAAGAUAAUGUAGGGAGAGAACGAGAUGGUGAUAGAGUUCUGAAGCGUCCUAAUCAUCUGAAAUUCCAACAAAAUUGCUAUGGUUGUGGGGCUUUGGGUCACAAGAUGCGUGAUUGUCCCAGGAAACAUUCUUCUCGGAGGAAGUUCACAAGGUUUGAGCGUAGCCAAGAUGACGAUAUUGAGAAAAGUAGAGGUGGUGGUGAGCUAGAAAGAUUUCGGUCCAAGUCCCGGGGAAAUAUGCGAUCUACUAGAUUGAGGCACAAGAACGAUAAGUGGACAUCUGAUUCAGGUCAGCUUCGAAUGUCAAUGAAGAAUGGAAACUCUUCCGACACUGAUAGGGUUCGAGGAAAAGAGCAUGGAGUAAAGAAGAGAAGCAAGAGGGAAACUAGAUCUCCUAAAAGACAUAGUGCAAAGAAAUCAAAGAGGUCAAGAUCAGUAUCUGCAGCAGGUUCCUUGUCUUCUACUUCAAGAUCUCGCUCCAAAUCACGCUAUUCAGAGUCCAGGAGUUCCAAGUCAAGGUCCAGGUCAAGCUCCCCUACAUCCUUGUCUUUGUCUGUUUCACUCGGCCGACCAGCAUCCUCUCCUAGUAAGCCGCAGUUGAAUCGUAAAGAAUCUGUGGAUAAAGGCACCACCCCAGAAUCUAGAGACAUUCAAGGUCAAUACUCCGAAAACACAAAGGUUGCAACUGAAAUGGCAGCAGUCAAUGGUGGAAAUGCAGUAUCAGCCUCCGAAGUAGAAGAUGACAAGGGGAAGAACCAGCAUUUGCUGAGGGACGAGAAUACCAUGUCUAGGUCAUCGCUUCAUGUGAUGAGUCCUGGAACCUCAUUGCCUGAGAUAGGCGCUAUUGUUACUGAGCAUUCGCCUCAAGAGGUUUCAAGAGAUCGAACAAAUUUUGAUGCUUUGGCAAUGGGCCAUAUGGCAAGACCAACAACUAUGUCAAACUCCGAAACUCCUCCUGGUAUCUGUUCUGACCACAAACCAAGCAUAUCCUUGGAGGAGAUGUGCAUGGCUUUAAAGCACUAUGGCGUGGAAGUCCCUGACGAGAGUGAAAAACACACAUCUUUAGAGGCUUUCUUUGGUUCCGCUCGCUUGUGGCCUUGGGAAAGCAUCUACUACAGGAGGGUUAAAAAGGGUCCAAUUUCAGUUGAGAACUAUGCCAGACGGAUUGCUCAAAAUCAAGAAUUUGGUAUUGUUGACAAGUAUAUCAGAAGCAGUAGUGGAUGGGGUGAAAUUUAUCUGGGCAACCCGUGAUUUUGGGGAGUUUACGACACCUUUUCUUGCUUUAAACUAAUCAUAUCGGUCAGGUUUCCAAGUAGAAUUUUUGGUCACGUAGUUCUCAUGCAAACAUGUUUGAUAUGAUUAUAAAACUUAUAAUCUUAUUUUUGCCCUUUUUUUUUUUUUUUUUUGUUGGCCAAGAAAAGCUCCAAUGGCUCAUUAUUAUGCAAUAUGCUUCGAGUACUUUUUCCCUUUAG